Molecule: messenger RNA, 552 nt
Organism: Arabidopsis lyrata subsp. lyrata
Lineage: Eukaryota; Viridiplantae; Streptophyta; Magnoliopsida; Brassicales; Brassicaceae
Exons: 1
Coding region: 74-352 (92 amino acids)
Source: RefSeq, a predicted model, not a curated record
UGCUUUAUAUUAUUUUUGUCACAACAAUAUAAAUAAAAAUCUAGGGUAGACAUUUUCAAACACAAAUCAAAAUAUGAAGAUGAUUGUGAAACUCCCCGCAAAAACAAUGGUGGUUACUCUGCUUCUUCUUGCAUCUGGUCUUGGUCAUGCUAGGGUUGAGCCUUUUUCUCCUACGCUAAAUCCAAAAUUUCAAACCGACUCUAAACCGUUUUAUCCACCGAUUAUCCCAACCGAGCCAUUUCCUCCUCCACCUCCAUCGAACCAUGAUGCGGUGAUAUCAGUGAAGCAAUUCCCAGUUAGACCUUAUUGUCGUCCUGGUUAUCAAAAUCCUGGAUGUCCCCCAUCAUCUUAGACGUUCUCCAAAAAAUGAUAUGAAACUCUUAAAAUAAAUAUAAUACAUGACAACAUAAAACAUGUUUUGUGUUGUUGUGUUUUUUAUAUAUCAUAAAUCUAUAUUACUUCAUACGUUUCGUAAUAAUUGCCGUUUUAGUAAUGUAUUUUUUGUUUUAUAAAGUAUGUCAUCUCGUAUACGAAGAUUCGGUUUCAACUCUA